AUGAUGACUACUGCAGAAGUUGUCAAGAAGAAGGAAAAUUACACUAGUGUGCAUGAAGCAGUGAAAGCUGGGGAUGUAGAACAGCUUGCAUCGAUGAUAAAAAGUGGAGCCAGCAUUAAUGAGGUGGAUGUGGUUCACAAAUUCACACCCUUGCAGUGUGCUGCCCACUCGGGAAGUCUGGAGUGCCUGCAGUGGCUGCUCUGGCACGGCGCUGACCCCGCACGUGUGACGGCGAGAGGCUGGACUGCGGCUCACCUGGCGGCCAUCCGCGGGCAGGACGCCUGCAUGCAGGCGCUGUUAGUGAGCGGAGCGGACGCGGCAGCUCGGGACGAGCGCGGCUGCACGGCCUCGCACCUGGCUGCGGCCCACGGGCACUCGUACACGCUGCAGAGCCUGCUGCGCACCGGGGCGGAUGUAAAUGUUUCAGACAGGAAUGACUGGAAACCUGUUCAUUAUGCUGCUUUUCACGGUCGCUUGGGGUGUUUGCAGCUUCUUGUUCGAUGGGGAGCGUGUGUAGAUGAUGUGGAUAACAAUGGAAACCUUCCAGCACACCUGGCAGCAGUGGAAGGACACUUGCAUUGCUUUAAGUUCUUGCUCAGGAAAAUGGCCAGUGUUACACAGACUCUGAAAGCCAGGAAUGAUCAUGGAGAGACUCCAAGGGACUUGGCUGAACGGUUCUACAAAGACAAUAUUCUGCAAUAUAUCGAUGAUGUGGAAAAAGAGGAGGAACGUCCAGAGACACAGGAAGUUUUAGCUUUCCCAGCUCAUGAUGCUGCGUUCAGUGGGGACUUGUUAGUGGUUAGAAGCCUAGUGAGAAGUGGAGUAAUCAACAUUAAUGAGCAGGACGAUAAGGGAUCCACUCUCCUGCACAAAGCUGCUGAACAGGGGCAUAUCCAUUGCUUACAGUGGUUGGUUGAAAUGGGAGCUGACUGUGACAUUACAAAUGACGCUGGAGAGACUCCAAAGGAUGUAGCCAAGAGAUUUGGCCAUCUGGCAGCUGUGGAACUGUUGACACCAAGAACUGGAAACAGUAACUCUAGUGAUGAAGAACUAGAUGCAAACAACAUCAAGUUUUUUGAAACACAUGGUGUGGAAGGGAGUACAGACAGCAAAGAAGAUUUAACCCUGGAUAAAGCAGAGAAAAGGAAUGCACGUGUAAGGGCCUAUCACAAGAUUAAAGAACUUCAGAGACUUCUAGAAAUUGCCUACAGCAACUACAGACAGCUGGGGGGAGUAACUGAAGAGGAGAAGAAGAUGAGAAAAGAAGAAAGGAAAGUUGAGAAGGCUGUGAGGGAGCUGGAGGCGCAGCUGGAGUAUGAGCGAGUCAGGCGGGAGAAGCUGGAGAGCCAGCUGGAUGAUUACCGUGCUGAGAUAAACCAGCUCCGAGAGGCCCGGGGCAAAACCCGCACCGCCUCCGUGGAAGCUGAGACAAUGGCCAAGUCUUGCAAAGACGAAAAUAAAGAAGCAGCCAGCCUGCAGCCCAGGAGGAGUGCGACUACACUGAGGAACAAACCUCCAAGGAGGGGCAGCAGACUGGAGAAGAAAUCAGCUGCAAACAGAUGGAGGAAUUAACAACUGUAGAGCAGAGCCUCCUAACCCUCCCAGAUUGCUGCAGGUGUGACAGAACAAUUCCAGAAGCCAAUGGCUUGUCUCAGCAGUGCUGAGAUGGGAGGCCCAAUGCAGCAGCCUGAGGAGUCACGUUUCCAGGGACACAUCCCAACAACUAUGCUGGAUGCCUCAGAGCACCACAGGCUACAGGGGCUUGUGCUACUGUCACCCAGCUCCUGGAAACUGCACUGCAGGAGAGCUGGCUGCACAAGGCUCAUGUUAGACAUCCCAGAUUUCCCAUGGAACCAAAAUGACAAUGAACUGCAAAAUGAGUUGUCCAACACGACAGCACUCCUGAAACCUGACAAGUUGUCUUUUGGAUUUGUUACACUGCUGUUUCAAUUAGUGUUAGAAUAAAGCUAAUUACAUUUGCCUUUCAACUUAUUCUUCCAAAUAAAAUGCAUUACUCUUUUUAUCCAGCUCCUACACAAUAAAAACGUCACUGGUUAUGUAAAUAUUUGAGAAGACUAAUCUCAAAUUAUGUUUUUGAGUAAGCAGAAAUCUGUUCAGGGGAAAAGUACAAGUCCUGCCACACAGAAACUGUGUGCCAGUGAAGACUCAGUGGGAGGCAGAACUGGUCACUCUCAGACCAGUCCUGAAUGACAGAAAACCUUCAGGUAAACGGCUUCACCAAAACUUCUGCAGCAACUCCAUCACAUCAAUAGCUGCUGCAGCAAGCAGAGGUACUGUCAAACUGGGUAAGGUAUUUAGACUUGUAAUUUUUUUAAUCAUGUCUAUAUUCAUCCUAAUCUCAGUUCUGGGCACAAUCCUAGUCCCAUGGUGGCAUCCUUCCAGCUCUUCUGUGUUCUCUGUCACAUUUCCAACUGGAGGGGGAGAGGGAGAUCUCCUCCUCCCAAUUCCAGUUGCUUGCUGCUACAGCUGACCUCAUAUAGCAUUUACUCUUGAACAGAAUUUUAUACAGCCAAACCCAGUACCAGUACUCACCUCCUUGCCUGUCAC
Messenger RNA from Melozone crissalis (California towhee), 2568 nucleotides. It is a transcript of the gene ANKRD42, whose product is annotated as ankyrin repeat domain 42. The record is from RefSeq and is a predicted model, not a curated record. The transcript has 13 exons. Gene Ontology annotation, molecular function: protein binding. The coding region runs from base 1 to 1572 and encodes 523 amino acids. NCBI's taxonomy places the organism in Eukaryota, Metazoa, Chordata, Aves, Passeriformes, Passerellidae.